UACCAGGAGCCCCAGGGCUGUAUAAAGCUAUCCAAACCCCUGCAGUAGAUCAUCCUUCUUUCCUUUUGAUCCUCAUCUCAUCCUUCCUUUUCAAGGGGGUGAUGGUCGCUCCUCUCUGUCCUUAAAACAUCAAAAGUUCUUCUUUUCGUGCACAUACUUCCACUACCCCGGCUGGGGAUCUCUCAAUUCAAUCUCGCCAACGACUCUCUAGAGAAUGGGCCAGAGGCAUAACCGACGCCGCACUCGUGCUCGUUCCAGCAAGCGAAGAAACAGUUUCGAUCAAGACCCGCCUGCAUUGCCCAAUUUCGAUUCGCCAGGCUCUCCGUUGGCUCUCCCAUCAACAAUCUGGAGUCCUCAUACUCCCGUGCCUCCACCAGCAGCCCUCCACCACACUCCUUCCGCUGCAUGCAUUUCACCUGGAUCGCCGGUCUCAGCAGCCCCUGCCCCGACCUGGCAUUAUGGGUUUACGGCCUGGCCGAUCCGUGAUUAUGUACCGCAACGGCGGGAAGCAAGCAUCGGUCUCGAGGCACGACAGUGUCGAUUGUUCGGCGGAGAGCCGGGUGAUGAUCUAAGCCUUUGUUAUCGCAUGCUGGAGUAUUUCGAUGGUCUCGAUUAUAUCGACCCAUCACGAGACAGCACUCUAGGAGAUUGAAUGCUCUUUCCCGCCGGAAUCACCACAAAACUAUCAAAAAACCCAUACUUUUUUCUUUCUGCCGAUUGCGAUGAUUUAUGAUCUUCAUGCAACAUCCAAGAAAAAAAACCCUCUGUUCGAUUUGGCCUAGGUUUCGCGUUGAGCGUUCCUUGCCCACUGCAGCGCGCCCUCAGCCAUAGUCCUGACUUGACGCAACGAGCAUGACCAGAACACCAGAUCACAUGGACUCCCCGGGUCCCCGACUCGAAGCAAUGAAGACACUCCGCUAUCAGGAGUGUUGGAUUGGUCCCUUUCGACCCGGCCAUGUGGAUCCUGGUCCGCGAUCACGCGAAUCCGAGAUGAGAAUGAGUCACGAGCAGACUUUCUCGCGGGCUCCGCAUCGGUCGAGUUCGUGUCCGAUCUUUGGGGAUUGUUGACGCUUGAACUCCCUUUGUGGAUGCUAGCGAGGGAGUCAUGGUAGUGGCUUGACCCUCUCCACGCAGAUCCGUUCUGUUGAAAUGCGAGGUGGCUGUCUAUCGGGCUGCCGCAUACAGUGAAACAUGAAUUCGACGGAGCAUAUUAUCGAUUCUCUAUGAUCUAUAGGUUGGAAUACAUUUGCAUAGCCUGUAUAUACUCAGUCGUUAAAUGCAAGCACCCUACAUCAUAGAAAAGGGUCUAUCAUUUUCAAAACA
Penicillium subrubescens is the source of this 1323-nucleotide messenger RNA. RefSeq lists its product as uncharacterized. NCBI's taxonomy places the organism in Eukaryota, Fungi, Ascomycota, Eurotiomycetes, Eurotiales, Aspergillaceae. The transcript is spliced from 2 exons. Bases 215 to 652 code for a protein of 145 amino acids. The record is from RefSeq and is a predicted model, not a curated record.